Messenger RNA from Xiphophorus maculatus (southern platyfish), 918 nucleotides. Its product is annotated as E3 ubiquitin/ISG15 ligase TRIM25-like. NCBI's taxonomy places the organism in Eukaryota, Metazoa, Chordata, Actinopteri, Cyprinodontiformes, Poeciliidae. The transcript has a single exon. The annotation marks the transcript as partial. The record is from RefSeq and is a predicted model, not a curated record. Gene Ontology annotation, molecular function: zinc ion binding.
AUGGCUCAGAGAGGAGUCCAGCAGGAGAAAAUCUCUUGUUCCAUCUGCUUGGAUCUACUGAAGGAUCCGGUGACUAUUCCUUGUGGACACAGUUACUGUAUGAACUGUAUUAAAGACUGCUGGGAUGGAGAAGAUCAGAGAAGAAUCUACAACUGUCCUCAGUGCAGGAAAACCUUCAGGCAGAGACCUGUCCUCAAAAAAAACAUCAUGCUAGCAGAGUUGGUGGAAGAUUUGAAGAAGACUGGACUAAAAGCUGCUCCAGCUGAUCACUGCUAUGCUGGACCUGAUGAUGUGGCCUGUGAUGUCUGCACUGGGAGGAAGAUGAAAGCUGUCAAGUCCUGCUUAACGUGUUCAGCUUCUUACUGUGGGGAUCACCUCCAACCUCACUAUUAUACUCCACCAUUAAAAAUGCACAAGCUGGUGAAUCCAUCCCAGAAGCUGCAGGAGAACAUCUGCUCUUGUCACAAUAGGGUGUUGGAGAUCUUCUGUCAUACUGAUCAACAGUGUAUCUGUUAUCUCUGCACUAUGGAUGAACAUAAAGACCAUGAAACAGUUUCAGCUGCAGCAGAAAGGGCUGAGAAGCAGAAGGAGCUCCAGGAGAGUCGACAACAAAUGCAGCAGAGAAUCCAGGACCAAGAGAAAGAUGUGAAGCUGCUUCAACAGGAGGUGGAGGCCAUCAAUGUCUCUGCUGAUAAAGCAGUGGAGGACAGUGAGAAGAUCUUCACCCAGCUGAUCCGUCUCCUCCAGGAAAGAAGCUCUGAUGUGAAGCAGCAGAUCAGAUCCCAGCAGGAAACUGUAGUGAGUCGAGUCAAAGAUGUUCAGGAGAAGCUGGAGCUGGAGAUCACUGAGCUGAAGAGGAAAGACGCUGAGCUGGAGCAGCUCUCACACACAGAGGAUCACAUCCAGUUUCUCCUCAAC